GGUUGUGGAGAAACCUGCCUGUCUGCUCGGAGCUGAGAGAGGAGGAGCCUGCGGGGUGUGGGACUCCAGACAAAGGAGGCAUAAACACACUGACACUGGAUCACUGGAGCAAAAGGAGAGGAAGACGACUGGCAAGCUUCACUUAACAGGGACAGAGACGAUCCCCCCAACCCCUGGACUACUUGUGCUGUGUUUUGGAAAACUUUUUCUUUUUUUUUGCGUGUGUGUGUGUGUGUUUAUCAGCUGUAUGGAUCUGUUCGUGGGCCGAGAGAUGUUUGUGCUGGAGCAGCGGUUGCCAUAUGUUCCCCACAGUGUGUAGGAGUGUGUGGGCUUGGUGUGUCUGGGAUGGAAAAGUGGGGCUGGCACGACCAACAGCUCCUCUCUUAGCUUUACGCCAUGGGGGGUUGCCAUAGUUACCCCUCGGCAACGAAGGCGGACGAGAAGACUCUCCAGCCUUCUGACUUCAGCAAUGACAAAAGGGGAAUUAAUAACAAUAAUCAGGAAGAGAGGCCAUAUCUGCAGCAGCAGUUCGUGUGCCAGCGCAUCACACACACGGACAUCUUCACCCUCAUAGCGCUGCCGCCUGGCGUCGACAAGGCAGAGUGGCUUGCCAGCAACACUGUGGCAUUUUUCAAGCACAUAAACCUGUUCUCCAGCGCGCUGUCGGAGUUCUGCACUCCCAGCACCUGCCCCAACGCCUGUGGACCGGGCAACACGGUUUAUUUUUGGACUGACGACCAUGGCAGGAAGCUGAAGUGCUCCGCUCCGCUUUACUUCGACUAUGCCAUGUCGUACAUUCAGGAUCUGCUGACUGAUGAAGACGUGUUCCCCACAAAAGCAGGCUCCGUGUUUCCUACCGGCUUCUUCCUUCUGGUCCAGAAGGUGUUUUUGCUGUUGUUCAGGACUCUCGCUCACAUUUACUGGGCUCACUACAGAGAGGCGCUCGCGCUGGGCCUGCACCCCCACCUCAACACACUUUUCACGCACCUCACUCUCUUCUGCCGGCAGCAUGCUCUGCUGGAUCAGGAAGACGUUGAGCCGCUGCAGGACCUCAUCGCAGCCCUGGGACGGCAGGCCUGAAGUGAAGAAGACAAACGCUAAGAUAUCGUACGCUCACGUUCUCAACACACUCGUAUUUAUUUGUUACAGCUGGUUGCAUCUCGGCGCUCUGGGCCAAACUUUAACUUCACGGGCGUGGACUUUUUGGAAGACGAGUCUGGAAGUUGUAACAUGACAGACAGGAAAAUGCAGACAAGAGUAUCUGGCUCCUGUUAUAUAUAUAGCUAAUGUGUCAUUGUAUGAUUAAUAUUGCAUGUUUUUUUUGUUUUUUUUUUUAUGUACUGGUGCACUGUUUUGUUUGUGAUGAGGUCAAGGUCUUCGGGAUCAUUCAUGUCUUCCUUACCGUAAGACGCCACCAUGAAAAAUGUUAUCUUGUUUGUUUGUUUUUUUUUGUUUUUGUUUUUUAUGAUUUCUCUAAAAGACAAACAAGCCAAGCUGGUGCCAUCAUCGUACUUGGAUGUGAAUACGUUAUAAUCUCAUCUGUGAGAAAAACUUUUUUUGUUUUUCUGCAUCUUCGUGUAUGAUUCUCUAUUCUGUAAUAAACAUUUGUGCCAUA
Mugil cephalus (flathead mullet) is the source of this 1615-nucleotide messenger RNA. RefSeq names its product MOB kinase activator 2. Gene Ontology annotation, biological process: signal transduction; positive regulation of protein phosphorylation. The record is from RefSeq and is a predicted model, not a curated record. Gene Ontology annotation, cellular component: nucleus; cytoplasm. Lineage: Eukaryota; Metazoa; Chordata; Actinopteri; Mugiliformes; Mugilidae. The transcript is spliced from 5 exons. Bases 397 to 1080 code for a protein of 227 amino acids. Gene Ontology annotation, molecular function: protein kinase activator activity.